Molecule: messenger RNA, 913 nt
Organism: Peromyscus maniculatus bairdii (prairie deer mouse)
Lineage: Eukaryota; Metazoa; Chordata; Mammalia; Rodentia; Cricetidae
Gene: Dctn3
Product: dynactin subunit 3
Biological process (GO): cytoskeleton-dependent cytokinesis
Cellular component (GO): dynactin complex
Source: RefSeq, a predicted model, not a curated record
AGACUUCUUAUUUGGGCGGACGUCCCACCCUCCGGCUGUUUCGGGCGACUGAGGCCCGGCCGCAGAAGUGAUGGCGGCUUUGACCGAUGUGCAGCGGCUACAGUCCCGAGUGGAGGAGCUGGAGCGCUGGGUGUACGGGCCGGGCGGGACCCGGGGCUCCAGGAAGGUGGCUGACGGUCUGGUCAAGGUGCAGGUGGCUCUAGGGAACAUCGCCAGUAAGCGGGAGAGGGUGAAGAUCCUCUACAAAAAGAUUGAAGACCUGAUCAAGUACCUGGAUCCUGAAUACAUCGAUCGCAUUGCCAUCCCUGAUGCCUCAAAGGUGCAGUUCAUCUUAGCAGAGGAACAGUUCAUCCUCGCCCAGGUGGCGCUCCUGGAACAAGUGGACGCCUUGGUGCCCAUGCUGGACAGUGCUUCUAUCAAAGCUGUUCCUGAGCACGCUGCCCGCCUGCAGCGCUUGGCCCAGAUCCACAUCCAGCAGCAGGACCAGUGUGUGGAGAUCACUGAGGAGUCCAAGGCUCUCCUGGAGGAAUACAACAAGACUGUAUCUUUUGUGCUAAUGGUCCUUAAUGACUCCUGUUGUUACCUUGACUUGUGACCAGACGAUGCUGCUCUCCAAGCAGUUUGUCCAGUGGGAUGAACUACUCGGCCAGCUGGAGGCUGCCAAGCAACUGAAGCCAGCAGAAGAGUGACGGCUGCUUACCAUGCCUGGCCAGGGAAAGGCGGGCAGGCUCCAGCACCCGGGGCCAAGCUGCCUGUAUGAGGCAGGGACGGCUUUGUCUGCACAGAAUUCAGAGACUGUCUGCCUGUGCUCAGGGACGGCUCUGAGGUCAGAGGUCAGGUCCCCUUAGAGUCAUGAUUUGCACUCCCAUCAAUGUAUUUAUUCCAAUGACAAUAAACUGUAGAGGCCACCGAA